AUGUUAGAAGAUCUACGAAGAGAACCUAGUGGAAAGUUUGAAAACUUUUGUCGAAUGUCUGCAACAGACUUUGAAUACCUCAUAAAUAAAGUAGGCCCAUUGAUAGUGAAGACUGAUACCACUAUGAGAAAAGCCAUACCAGUACAAGAAAGAUUAGCUGUAACAUUAAGAUUUUUGGCUACUGGAGACAGCUUUAAAAGUUUGUCUUUUCUGUUUAAGAUAUCAUCUCAAACCGUUUCAAGAUGUGUACAUGAGACUUGUAUUGCAUUGAUUGAAAUACUUAAAUAUGAAAUAAAGGUAAGCAACUCAAAAAUUAUUUAA
This is a messenger RNA of Macrosiphum euphorbiae (potato aphid), 321 nucleotides long. NCBI's taxonomy places the organism in Eukaryota, Metazoa, Arthropoda, Insecta, Hemiptera, Aphididae. The record is from the annotation of a GenBank genome assembly.